Messenger RNA from Aspergillus heteromorphus CBS 117.55, 1307 nucleotides. Its product is annotated as NADPH:quinone oxidoreductase family protein. Gene Ontology annotation, cellular component: mitochondrion. The coding region runs from base 154 to 1185 and encodes 343 amino acids. The transcript has 2 exons. The record is from RefSeq and is a predicted model, not a curated record. NCBI's taxonomy places the organism in Eukaryota, Fungi, Ascomycota, Eurotiomycetes, Eurotiales, Aspergillaceae. Gene Ontology annotation, molecular function: zinc ion binding; oxidoreductase activity.
AACAGUUCUUCCAAUCUCGGUGGCAAUCUGUUUUUGGUUGACCUGUGUAUCGAUCGGCUUCCCUGUGAUUGCCUAUCCAUCUAUCCCUCUAUCCAUCUGUCCGUCUGUCUGUUCAUCUCCGUUGAAUUCCCACCACCUCUCGCACUCAUCAACAUGCAAGCUAUCCAGGUCAAGCAAUACGUCAAGGGACCUCUAGACCUUCAGGUCACGACUCUUCCGACGCUCUCUCCAUCCGCGACAGAUUACUUGAUCGAGGUCCACUCAGCAGGGACCAACUUCUUUGACCUGCUUCAAAUCCAAGGCAAAUACCAACAUCAGCCGCCCCUGCCCUGGAUCGCGGGUGCCGAGUUCGCCGGGACUGUGUUGGCUGUACCAACCGCGCAGACAACAUCACGAUUUAAGGUUGGAGAUCGAGUCUUCGGCGCCACACAAGGCGCCUACGCCACCCACGUCCAGGCCCCGGAGCACACUCUUCUGCCGGUGCCAGCGGGUUGGAGCUUCGAAGAUGCAGCGGGUCUCUUUGUCACGGCCCCUACCUCUUACGGUGGCAUCGUGCACCGCGGGAACGUGCAGCCGGGCGAAUGGGUUCUCGUUCAUGCGGCGGCCGGCGGAGUCGGGCUGGCUGCCAUACAGAUCGCCAAAGCGAAGGGCGCAACCGUAGUUGCCACUGCUAGUACGGAGCGGAAGCGCCAGGUUGCGCGCCAGUUCGGGGCGGACCAUGUCAUUGAUUACCGCAACAAGAGCUGGCCGGAAGAGGUGAAGCGGUUGUGUGCGCAGCAUCGGACAGGUAAUGGGAAGGCCGGGGUGGAUGUUGUUUAUGACCCUGUGGGGAUGAUCGAGGCUAGCCUGAAAUGUGUGGCGUGGAAUGCGCGACUCCUGGUAAUCGGGUUCGCGGCGGGCAAGAUCGAGAAGGUGGCAUUGAACCGGGUGCUGCUGAAGAAUGUCAGUUUGAUUGGGCUGCACUGGGGCCAGUAUGCGCGGUUUGAGAAAGAGACGUCGGCAACGGUCUGGAAGGGGAUCUUCGAUCUUGUGGCCCAGGGCAAGUUCAAAGGCACGGCCUUCAAGGAUGAGAGCUUUGUGGGCUUGGAGAGUGUGCCUCGGGCUUUACAGGCGCUGGGAGGGCGGGAAACAUGGGGGAAGGUUGUGGUGAAGAUCAUCGACGAUGCCGGAAAGAGUAAACUGUAAGACCGAGGGCAGAUUUUCUUCGGUAUUUACCGGGGCUACUGUCCCAAAAAGGGUGUGAUGUGAGAAAGGAGACCAUGUCAAAGCACUGAUUAAUUCAUAUGUCCAUUGGGAACUAUCUGUCA